This is a messenger RNA of Oryctolagus cuniculus (rabbit), 3072 nucleotides long. The record is from RefSeq and is a predicted model, not a curated record. NCBI's taxonomy places the organism in Eukaryota, Metazoa, Chordata, Mammalia, Lagomorpha, Leporidae.
CCGCCAGGCGUCACAGAGGCCGGGGCGUCUCCCGCAGCACCCAGGCCCACUGGAGCCAGGCUGCGACUGCCUCCCGGGGGAGCAGAAUGGCUCAGCCUGGGCUCGAGGCUGCCUGCCCUUCUCUAUGCGACCCCAAGCUGCAGACAACAGGUGAAAGCCACUGGGAUUCCUAUGCCACCACCAUGCGGACUGCAUUCACACCGAAAACAGGAGCAGCGCCUGCAUUAAUCCGUCAAAAAAGUAUCCGAAGAUUAGGAUAUACGUAUUCACUUAGUGACCCUAUACCCAAUCAGACCCUGUACAAUGAUGAAUAUGUUUGGAAAUCAUAUUCUAAGGAAGACUUGCUUAAAACCGGGACUUCAAGAAGAAGCAGGCGCCACAAAUCUCACCCCAAUCAAGACUUGUUUCUUUGGACACUACCUAAAAGUCAACCAAGGACAGCACCAAGUACCUGCCUCCCUUGGAAAAUCCCUGCUUCCGUGGAAGAAGUUCAGAGGGCACUAUCAAAUCAGUUUGUUUCCUGUACUAAGAGAGACUUUGUGGACAUAUCAAAAGCUCAGAAGGUUAAGAAAAGUUCUCCAGUGUCUCUCGAAUGGAAAAAGUUGAUUCCCAGACCUCUUGACACUGAAUUUCGACGGAAUUACCAAACUCCAGCAAAAAUCCCAGAGCUGCAGGAUUUUAGCUUCAAAUAUGGAUGCUAUUCAAGCCUGCCCAUUGCUUCUCAGGGUCUAGUCCCCUCUGUGCUGCACAGUUUCAUGAGGAAUCAGGAGCGCACCAAGAAGCAGAGCAUAUACCAGAGCGACUACGGGAAGGCCUACCUGGACGUCCUAAUGAUUUUAAACUCCUUUACUCCAUCCCAAAUCAAAGACUACCUGCAGGGCGUUUCCCCCAAAGGAAGAGAGGAUUAAAUGAGCUGGGAGAUAUUCACAUAGUGAAAUGUUGCUCGAUAGCAUGGAGAAACCAGUGGUGGAUGACUACAACAAAUGUCUGAACUUCAAAAGCAUUAUGCUGCGUGAGAGACGCCAGACACCGAAGGAUGCCUUCUGUGUGAUUUCAUUUAUUUGAAGUCUGUGCAGGCAAAACUUUCAGCUGUGAUGAAAGAACUCAGUGCAGGAGGUGUUGUCUUGGGGCAGGAGGUGUUGGCUGGGCAGCAGCUGGAAGGGUCUCCUGGGAUGGUGGAAAUGACUUGUAUCAUUGUGCGUUUUAUGGGUGUGGAUGACAGGUACGCAUGUUCCAGUUCACCAACCUAUCACAUAAGAUCCAUGCGUUUUACUGUUUGAAAAGUAUACUUCAAUUAAAAAUGCUGGGCCCCACAAAGAUAUGGAGUAGGGUAGGGAUGGUUCAAAAUUAAACACAAGCUGUGACUGUCUGGCCUAACAAUUACGACACAGGUUCAGAUGCCCCUGUCUCACUUCAGAGUACCUGUGGCUGAUCUCCAGCUCCUGACUACAGUCUUCCUGCCAGUGCAAACCCUGGAAGGCAGAGGUGAUGGCUUGAGUAGUUGGGUCUCUGUCUCCCACAUGGGAAGCCUAGAAUAAGCUGCUGGCUCCCAGCUUUGGCCUUAGUCCAGCCCUAGACAUAACCGGCAUUGGGAGUGAACCAGUGGACUCAGAGCUCUCUAUCUUUCUCUGGAUAUCUGUCUGUAUGUAUCAAAUAAAUAAAAUUUUUAAAAAGGAAAUCUUUUUAAAAAUACAAAAUUAAACAUGGCAUUGUAAAAGCAAAUAAAUGCAAAUACAAUGAGAGAAAACUGGGACACACAUGUGCAUGCAUACACACACACACACACACACACACCCCUGCUCUAUUAGCCUCACCUGGCAUUUGUGACAUCGAGCAGAAUGACAUAAACAUUGUACAUGGUAAUGUGUUAUCACUUGCAUUUACUUCUUUCUGCUUUGGGCUGUACAGGUGACAGUUUCUGGAAGUGAGCAAAGUUGUACAACAGUUCCACUCCGUGCCAUUAAACAAAUAUGUACCAGUGAUUAGGAUUAGGGGAUCAACAUGUUUGUGGAAAACUGGAAUUAAAAGAUGUUUGUUAAAAAUAUUUUGAAAUUCAUGCAUAUCUUUUCCAUAACAUGCAUUUUCCAUGAACUUUUGAAGACCCCUUGUAGAUGUUCAGAAUCAGAUAAGAGUCCUCCAUUCUACAGGUGAAGAAAUGGAGGCCAGGAUCUUUUUCAGAGGCAAAUAAUUCAAGAAUAGCAAAGCCCAGCAAGCGCUAUGGUACAGCAGGUUAAGUUACAGCUUGGGACACCUGCAUUUCAUGUUGGAGUGCUGGGCAGAGCUGGACAUGCUGAUCCAGGUGCACAUUGCUUGGCUCCUGAGUCCAGCUUCCUGCAAUGUGCACCUGGGGGGCAGCAGAUGAUGGCCCAAGUACUGGGUCUCUGUCACCCACAUGGGAGACGUGGAUGGAGUUCCUGGAUCAGCACGUCCCAACCCUAGCUCUUGCAGACAUUUGGGGGAGUAAACCAACAGAUGGGAAAAUCUCUGUGUGUGUGUGUCUCUCUCUCUGUCUCUCUCUCUCUGUCACUCUACCUUUCCAAUAAAUUAAAAAAGAAUAAAAAAGAAAAACAAAACUGAACAAUGUUGUUGGAUGGAAAAAUAUCCCUAAGAAAAUUUUGGAAUAAUAACCUCUAUUGUUUAUCACCAUUGUCUGCUACUGGGCACCAGUAACAAAAGGAUAAAGCUACUAUUUAUUGAGUGUCUUCGAUAGGAUAGUUCUGCCCAGGUGCUUCACACAGAGCAUCCCUCCCUGGUCCAUUCCAACAACCGUGCAAGGUAAGGAAUGGGAACUGACUUCCAAGGUGAACAGCUGAAGAAGCGGAGGGGUUCAAUGGCCUGUUAACCCACGCCAGCACAGAACUGAAGCUGUGUCUGCUUUGUUCUCAGAUCCACGUUGUCCUCAGUGAGCCUACUGCUCUUUUGAAAAUUAAGUUUACUCUUGUCAGUAAUUGUGAAACUGCUUCUUAGACAAAAUAUCCUUUGAUAAUAUUUGACUUCUUAUCAAAUCUGUUUAUAUAGUACUGUAUUAUCAUAUUCUCCACCUCCUCAGAAUUUUCCUGUUUAGCAUUUAAA